This is a messenger RNA of Penicillium olsonii, 7752 nucleotides long. The record is from the annotation of a GenBank genome assembly. NCBI's taxonomy places the organism in Eukaryota, Fungi, Ascomycota, Eurotiomycetes, Eurotiales, Aspergillaceae.
AUGGUUGAGCCAAUUGCUAUCAUUGGGACAGGUUGUCGGUUUCCAGGAGGAUCGGACACGCCCAGCAAGCUGUGGGAGCUGAUCAAGGACCCACGUGACCUGUCAAGCAAACCGCCAGCAUCGCGCUUCAACAUCGAUCCGUUCUACCACCCAGUUGGCGCCCAUCAUGGAACCACAAACGCCACCCAGUCAUACUGGCUGGAGGAGGCAGAACGAACAAGUAUUACCAAGUUCGAUGCUGGGUUCUUCAAUAUUCAACCAAGCGAGGUUGACGCGAUGGACCCACAGCAACGGGUCCUUAUGGAGGUUGUGUAUGACAGUCUUUGUGCCGCAGGCCAACCCAUGGAGAACCUAAGAGGAUCUAAUACUGCCAUCUACGUUGGUAUGAUGUCCGAUGACUGGAACACCAUGGUCACCCGUGACUGGGAGACCCUACCGCGAUACACGGCCACGGGUUUGGAACGGGGUAUUAUGGCAAACCGCGUCUCGUACUUCUUUGAUUGGCAUGGCCCGAGCAUGACUCUUGACACUGCGUGCUCGAGUAGUCUGGUUGCUUUGGAUCUGGCUGUGCAAAUCGUGCGCAGCGGCAAAUCCAAGGUUGCCGUCGCAGCGGGUACGAACUUGAUUUUGAGCCCUGCAAUGUACAUUUCAGAAAGUAACCUCGGUAUGCUUUCCCCCAACGGCCGUUGUGCUAUGUGGGAUACCGCAGCCGAUGGAUAUGCUCGUGGCGAGGGAGUGGCUGCCGUGAUCGUAAAAACACUUUCCCAGGCACUUGCCGACAACGAUCCGAUCGAGUGCGUUAUUCGUGAAGUUGCCGUCAACCAGGAUGGGAAGACCUCUGGCCUCACGGUGCCCAGCAACGUGGCGCAGACUGCCUUGAUUCGCGACUGCUAUUCCCGCGCUGGACUCGAUCCCAUCAACAAUUUGCAAGACAGACCCCAAUUCUUCCAUGCCCAUGGCACUGGUACCCAAGCCGGUGAUCCACAAGAAGCAGAGGCUAUCUCGAAUUCUCUCUUCCCUGUCGGAUCUCCUGCCGCCCAGGAUGCGGAGACUUUGUUCGUCGGCUCAAUCAAGACGGUCAUCGGUCAUACGGAGAGUACAGCCGGCCUCGCCAGUGUUAUCAGCACAUCACUUGCCAUGCAAAAUGGUAUCAUUCCACCGAAUAUGCACUUCAAGAAUUUGAGUGAUCGCGUCGCACCUUUCUUCAAUCACUUGAAGAUACCUACAUCUCCAACCCCCUGGGCUAUUGUCCAAGGCCAGACGCGAAGAGCAAGCGUGAAUAGCUUCGGCUUCGGUGGCACAAAUGCUCACUGCAUUCUGGAAGAAUACACCCAAACCCGUGAAAUGGUCACGUCGGUCAAUGAGAUUUUUGCUCCCCUCGUCUUCUCAGCGGCCUCGGAAUUGGCGCUGCGGCAAAUGCUUUCUGAUCAUCUCGAAUAUUUCAAGGAUCACCCAGAUGUUCCGAUUCGAGACGUUGCCUACACUCUGCAAGACCGUCGCUCAACAUUGCCAUACCGCAAGGACGUCUUUGCUCCAACAGUCCAGGAUGCAAUUGUUGCACUCGAAGCUUUGAGUCGCACCGAUUCAGAAACCGAAGAUAUGAACACUCGAUUCAAAAGCCUCAACGGCCCCGCAAAUCUGUUGGGGAUAUUCACUGGCCAAGGCGCACAAUGGCCGCGAAUGGGAGCUCGCCUUAUCGAGUCGUCUCCGUUUGCUGCGUCGCGCAUUGCCGAGUUGGACGAAGCUCUCCAAAGCAUUACUUCCGCUGAAGACCGACCCAGUUGGAAAAUUCGCGACGAGCUUCUCGCAUCGAAAGAAAAUUCUCGGCUUGCGGAAGCAGCUCUGUCGCAACCCCUGUGCUCGGCUGUGCAGAUUCUCCUAGUUGACAUCCUUCGAGCAGCCGGCAUCAAAUUUACAGCGGUAGUUGGUCACUCAUCGGGUGAGAUUGGAGCUGCUUAUGCUGCUGGUUUUCUUUCUGCCAAGGAUGCGAUCAGAAUAGCAUACUUCCGUGGUGUGCAUGCCAAACUAGCUGCCAGUCCCAGCCCCGAUGCUCCCCGCGGAGCUAUGAUGGCAGUCGCCGAGUCCCCAGAUGCGGCCCGGGAGAUUUGUGCCAAUAAUUUCCAGGGGCGGCUGCAACUUGCAGCAAUUAAUUCCAGCUUCAGUGUCACGAUCAGUGGAGAUGAAGAUGCCAUUGACGCAGCUGAAAGCCUUUUAAAGGGGAAGGGCAUGUUUGCUCGCAAACUGAAAGUAGACACUGCCUACCACAGUGCUCAUAUGACUCCCUGCGCCGACUCAUACUACAACUCGCUUCAAAAAUGCGACAUACAACCGUUGUCGCAAUCAACAGAUGCACCAACCAUAUGGUAUUCAAGUGUUUACAACGGGGAGGUCAUGGAUCAAUCUCGUGUGACGAACCAGUAUUGGGUUGACAAUAUGUGCCAGACUGUUCUUUUUGCUGAUGCCUUGACGGAGGCAGUCAGAAACAACGGCUCUUUCGAUAUUGUCAUUGAGGUCGGUCCUCAUCCUGCUCUCAAAGGCCCCGCUACUGCUACUAUCAAUGGAGAGACAACCACGCCGUAUACCGGUGUUUUGGCUCGCGGUCAGAACGAUGUCGCCGAAAUUGGGAAUGCACUUGGCUUCGUCUGGAAGCAAUGUGGUUCGAAAAGUGUGCAGUUCUCUGCGGUGGAAAAACUGUUGUCUGUCAAUGGCCAGGAACCACUUGUCCUGAGAGACCUACCUCCGUAUCCCUUUACUCACCAAACCGACUACUGGACUGAUAGUCGCCUCGCAAACCACUUCAAGCACAGGAAUCCGGCUCAUGUUUCAAAUGCAGUUCUCGGAUCUCCUUGUGUGGAGGCGACAACCCCAGGGGAAUUCCAGUGGCGGAAUAUCUUGCAACAAAGCGAAAUGCCUUGGUUGAGUGGCCACGCACUGCAGGGUCAAACCGUCUUCCCGGCCACUGGGUAUGCUUCAAUGGCCCUCGAGGCUUUAAAAAACAUUGCGUUUGAGCUGCGACCUGGAGCUGCACUUUCACUGAUGAAACUUAUCGAUCUGGAUAUUCCACGCGCGAUCGCAUUUGAUGACGACGAUAUGAGUGUGGAAACAAUAUUCAGUGUAUCAUCAGUGGCCUUCUCAGACGCCAAAAUGACGGCUGACUGGGCGUGUUACUCCGCGGCGAGAGAUGGAACCAUUCUAUUAAAUGCCAAGGGAGGCGCAUUGGUGGUAAUGAACUCUGCAAGGGCUGAUACACUGCCCAUUUCCAGGGCAGAACCUUACAAUCUGGUUCCUGUUGAUGAAGACCAAUUCUAUGAGAGUCUGACUCGUGUGGGAUACAAUUACGCCCACCCUUUCCGUGGCGUUUCAGAUAUCCGUCGCAAACCCGGGUACAGCGUGGGUACACUCUCCGAUCAGUCCGAAGAUGAUGGCCUUGUUCUCCACCCGGGGCUCCUGGAUUCAGCACUUCAAUCUGUGUUUGCGGCCUGGGCCUACCCGGGCGAUACCCAGUUGUGGUCUCUACACGUUCCGGUUUCAGUGUCCAGUAUCACUAUCAACCCAUACUUUACAUCUCUCGGUGAUGCUGGCAAACAAGCCACCAUGGAAUACGAAUCUUCUGUUCGUCAACAGUCAACAGCAGGCGUCACUGGAGAUGUUUAUCUCUAUGCGGAUGAUUCGAAAUAUGCGUUCGUUCAAUUCGAAGGCGUGAAGCUUGUUCCCUUUGCACCUGCCAUGCCCAAGAAUGACAUGCCUAUGUUUUCUCGUUUUGACUACGCAAUCGCUGUGCCUGAUGGACAGCUUGCUGGGGCCGGGGAGACAUUGACCGACUAUGAAGUGCAGCUUUACAAGGACGUCGACAGAGUGUCGUACUGGUUCCUCCGCAACGCGUCACUUUCAAUCCCUACCAAAGACCGCAGCGGUCUUCUGCCACAUUACCAGAGAUACCUGGCUUGGUGCGACCGCAUGGUCGGCAUGGUCGGCAGUGGUGGCCACAACAAGGUGUCUGCUUCAUGCAACCAUGAUAGCCGCUCCGACAUCGAAGAGAUUCUCUCUUGUUAUUCCGAUCGAAAAGAUGUCCGUUUCGUUCAGGUUGUCGGUGAUAACCUGAUUCAAACCAUCAAUGCCGGCAACUCAAUGCUGGAGCAUAUGAACCAAGAUGGACUUCUUCGUGCUUUCUACGAAGAAGGCGCAAUCUGCUCUGGUCCGACCGGUCGCUGGCUCGCUCGAGUUCUCGCUCAAAUUUCGAAAAUUCACCCCGGCGUAAAUAUUUUCGAAGUUGGCGCGGGUACCGGAGCCACUACCUCUGCGGUUUUGGAUGCCCUGGAAGGCCGUUAUGCAUCGUACACUUUCACUGACAUUUCGAGCGGAUUUUUCAUGGCGGCCGAAGAGCGAUUCGGUCAACAAAAUGCCCAUCGGAUGACGUUCAAGACUUUCGAUAUGGAGAAAGAACCUGGAACCCAGGGAUUCUCGGACGCGUCUUAUGAUGUAGUUGUCGCUGUGAAUGUGCUGCACGUGUCUGCUGAUAUUGAGGCAUCUCUCUCGAACGUCCGACGGCUAUUGAAGCCCGGUGGCUUCCUUGUAACGGCCGAGUUGACUUCCACAGAUCUUUUGUUCAGUGGAAUGACCGUCGGCACACUCCCUGGUUGGUGGAUUGGAGCUGAAACGGGUCGCCCUUGGGGUCCGUUGUUUACACUGGGGCAGUGGGACAGUGUCCUCAAAAACACGGGAUUUGCCGGAAUCGACACCGUUAGUCCCGACAUUAGCGCCUCUUUGCCCAUGAGCGUCUUCGUGGCUCAAGCAGUGGAUGAUCACGUGUCAUUGCUGCGCAACCCUCUUUCUGUCCAAGUUCAUCCUGCUGGAAUUCGAACCGACGUCCUAGCAAUCAUCGGUGGAACGACAUGGCCGGUUUACAAACUCAGCCAGGAAGUCUACGAGACCAUGGGUCAUCGCUUCCAAUCUAAGCGGCUGUUCAACACCGUUGAGGAAUUUGCUAAAUCCGACUUGGCCAAAAUGACUGAGGGGUCCAGAGGACUCACAGUUCUGUCUCUUGCGGAUCUUGACCGACCAUACCUGGAAGGUCUAACAGCCGACAAACUUGACAGUCUCAAGACGUGCACAAAUGCCGGUGUAUUGGUUUGGGUGACAUGUGGCUCCCGUGAUGAUCAGCCUUACAGCUCCAUGAUGACUGGCAUUGCCCGCACCAUCCGUACAGAGAGUCCUGGGUUGAACAUCUUGACGUAUGACCUGGACUCCUCCGUGCAAAAUGGAAUUCAUUCGAGUACGGCAGCUGAUCUCUCGGCAACUGUCCUCCGCCAAGUGGCUCUGACUAACUGGGGUACCGAUUCCAUGCUCUGGUCACUGGAACCCGAUAUUUAUAUUCAGAACGGACGUCAGCUGUUCUCUCGCAUUGUUCCCGACCGCGAAAAGAAUGACAGAUACAACUCCCAGCGACGCAAUAUCCUGACUCCCGCUAAUCUCUCCAAUGAAAACGUCGAAUUGGUUGGCGUCGGAUAUGGUAACGAGCAGUCUAUUGAGCUUCGUCGCGUCUCACCUUUAGCUGUGACCGACUCGCCGAUAAUAGCAACGCGUACGAUUCGCAUCACCCACUCCCUUUUGCAAAGCGUCGCUGUCGGAGCUGGAGGCUUUGUUCGUGUGUGCGCUGGUGUUGAUUUGGCAACCCAGCAACAUGUUUUGGCUCUGACUGAUUCAAGCCAGUCUGAUGUUCAGGUUCCAGAAGACCUGUGCAUCUCCGUCUGUACAUCUAUGAUCUCUUCUAAGAUCGUGGCUGUGGGCGCUCAGCUUAUCGCUGACCGUCUUUUGUCUCUCACCUCGCGAGGAAGUACGCUGAUAAUCAACGAGCCCGAUCUCAUCGUUCAGACGGCAAUUUGCGCGAAAGCCUCUGCAAAAAACAUCCAUGUCGUUUGCGUUACGUCCAACGCUGCCAACGGCCAAACCAAUCAAUGUGUAUACCUCGACCCCGGCUCGCCAGUUCGUGUUGUUCAAUCAUUGGUGCAAAACUGCUCUGUGUUUGUGCACUUCUCGCGCGGCGUGGCCUCUGAUGCUGUGCGUGAUUUGGUUGUGGAAAGUCUGUCUUCAUCUUGUCUCGAGAUCACUGAGGAGAUGUUGGUCAGUCACAAGGUUGAUACACUGUCACCCUUAGGCGAUUUGGCAAACUUACUCAAGGAAUCAUUUUCUAACGAUACUCUUGGCCUUCCGUCGGUUGACGGGGUUGACCUGACUGAUGUUACCUCACACAAAGCAAUUGGGGAGACCUUGGCUGUGGUAGACUGGACGAACUCUCAGUCUGUGCUGGCCAUGGUACAGCCCAUCGACUCCCAGCCAAUCUUCAGAAGCGACCGAUCCUAUCUCUUUGUCGGCAUGACUGGCGAGCUUGGCCAAUCACUCGCCGGGUGGAUGAUCGCCCAUGGAGCCCGCUUCAUCGUUCUCACAAGCCGCAGACCUACAGUCAACACUAGCUUUGUUGAUGACAUGUAUGCUCGAUACGAAGCCGUUGUCAAAGCAGUUCCAUUGGACAUCACCUCUCCGGAAUCGCUGCAGUCCGUGCUUGCUUCGAUGGCCGCAGCACUUCCGCCCAUCGCUGGUGUUAUAAAUGGUGCCAUGGUUCUGAGCGAUGAACUGUUUGCGAACAUGUCCUUCGAGCAAUUCUCCCGGGUGACGAAGCCCAAGGUUUUGGGAACGCAACUACUUGAUGAGGCUUUCCAUAAAGCCGAUCUCGAAUUCUUCAUCGUCGCCUCCAGUAUCUCGUCGGUCAUCGGUUGGAGUGGACAAAGUAACUACUCGGCCGCUAAUGAGUUUAUGACGUCACUAGUAAACAAAAGACGCAAGCGUGGCGUGGCUGGAUCGACAAUGAACAUUCCUGCGGUUCUCGGCGUGGGAUAUGCUGCUCACUCCGAGACGUUCGAUUUCGAUUACUUCCAGUCCCUCGGUUACAUCAACAUCAGUGAACAUGACCUGCAAGUUCUCUUUGCAGAGACCAUUCUUACUGGACGACCUGGUCACGCAGAGGAUUCUUCUUCCCAGGUUGUGAUGGGCAUCAAUCAUGUCCGUCGGGACUUGCAAGUGACGGAAGCUCACCGCCGUGACGUGAAAUUCAGUCAUUUUAUUCUCAAUAAGGAUGUCGACUCCGAAGUUCAAGCACAUGAAGCAGCUGUCCGGGUGCGCGUUCAGUUGCAGUCGGUAAAGACCGCUGAUGAAGCCUACUCCGUCACUCGAGAUGCAUUCAUUGGCUAUCUCAAGCGCAUUCUUCGCAGGGCCGUUGACGAGAUUAUUGAGGAUUCAAUGACCCUAGUCGAGCAAGGAGUUGAUUCCCUGGUGGCUGUUGACAUCCGCGCUUGGUUCCUGAAAGAGCUGGAGGCCGAUGUCCCGACCCUCAAGGUCAUGAGCGGCGGAUCUAUCUCUGAGCUGGUGAAAACAGGUCUUGGAAAGAUGCCAGGCCUAGAAGACAGUGUUCCCUCAGACCCCGUGAUUCCUUUUGAAAACAAAGUCCAACGUCCACCACGAAUGAUUCAAGAAGAACGUUCACGAUCCACUUCCGGAAACCAAAGUCGAUCUUCGUCGCCUCAAACUGGAAGUUCGCUCUUCACGCCGGCGCAGGAUUCAUUGCCUACGCUUUCUGAUGAUGGUACUGCGCAGACCCCACCCCCCUCGGGAGACUACUUUCCCGAAAUUCUCGUUGAUUCGAAGAUUCCAGGAUGGCAAGGUCCUGGGGCGGAAGAUGUGGAGAUUUUGAAUGCUUAG